Molecule: messenger RNA, 2716 nt
Organism: Siniperca chuatsi (mandarin fish)
Lineage: Eukaryota; Metazoa; Chordata; Actinopteri; Centrarchiformes; Sinipercidae
Gene: rab28
Product: RAB28, member RAS oncogene family
Exons: 8
Coding region: 378-1046 (222 amino acids)
Cellular component (GO): Golgi apparatus; endosome
Molecular function (GO): GTP binding; GTPase activity
Source: RefSeq, a predicted model, not a curated record
ACGCGUCACACACAGGACGCAACCACACCGCUGGUGAUUGCGUUUCCGGUUCUGAUCUUUUCCCGUGAAGGCAAAGGGCUUCAUGGCGAUACUGAAAAUAUUUGCAAACUGAAAUGCCAAAUUGUGGGCUCCGGCUUGUUUUUUUCGGAGCUGUUAUCGGCGUUUUACCCGAGAAUCAGUGUACGUCGAGUUGGCAGUGAGUGUGCGUGGAUCAUGCCGAGCAGAGUAGCAGCGUAGUAUUAUCAAAAUGGCGUCUGCUUGCCCUGUCCACAGCCGUUUAAUCCAUCUGUGAUUAGCCUGACAACUAGAUUCAGCAACCUGUGACUAUUUUCUAGUGCUUCGGUUUUCCACAGAUACAGUCGGAGCAUUUUAGCGUCAUGUCGGACUCGGAGGAGGACAGCCAGGACAAGCAGCUUAAAAUUGUAGUGAUUGGAGACGGUGCGUGUGGGAAGACAUCACUCACCACCAGGUUUGCACAGGAGGCCUUUGGGAAGCAGUACAAACAAACCAUCGGCCUGGAUUUCUUUCUGAAGAGAAUAAGCCUUCCAGGCAAUUUGAACGUGACCCUGCAGGUGUGGGACAUUGGAGGCCAAACGUUAGGAGGGAAAAUGUUGGAUAAAUAUGUAUACGGAGCUCAUGGGCUUCUCCUGGUUUACGAUAUCACUAACUACCAGAGCUUUGAGAAUCUGGAGGAUUGGUUCAGCAUGGUGAAGAAGGCCAACGAGGAAUCUGAUAUCCAGCCUGUUGUCUCCCUGGUUGGGAACAAAAUCGACAUGGAGCACAUGAGGACAGUGAAGGCUGACAAACACCAGCGUUUCUGCCAAGAGAACGGCCUCAUCAGUCAGUUUGUAUCAGCCAAGACGGGGGACUCGGUGUACCUUUGUUUCCAGAGAGUGGCUGCUGAGAUUCUUGGUGUAAAGCUAAACAAAGCAGAAAUAGAGCAGUCCCAGAGAAUUGUGAAGGCUGAGCUGGUGGACUACCCACAAGAUGAAGGCCCAAUUAAACAAGACAACAACCAGCAAAGCAAAAUAUGUUCUGUUCAGUAGUUGGAACGUGUGGUGAAGGCAGACAUUGUGAACUACAGUCAGGACACUGUGGCCAGGACAGUCAACCCCCCUCGCAGCUCCAUGUGUGUGGUGCAGUGACCUCCAACACACACACACACACACACACACACACACACACACACACACACACACACACACACACACACACACACACACAGUCACUCUUAAAGAUGUAAAAUUGUCUUCAGUCAGUAUUUCUCUUUCAGGAUCUUUGAGGUGACUGGAUGAAAUGUGAGUGUGUUCUCUGUAUUCCUGUGUGUCAGUUGUAUGGGUGAGAUGAAGAACAGACUGCGUGGUUUCGAGGCCUUGGCCUGUAGUUCGGAUAUUUAGCAGGAAUGAUUUCUUGGGUGGUUCACCAAAAAGGAAAUGGGACCUCCUGUUUUUUUUUCAAGUUUACACGCAGCUAUCAUUUUAUUUCUGAUUCAUCUUAAAUAACUAUAUAUAAAAAAGACUCGAUUACUUGAUUUAUGUGUUAGUAUGAAGCUGGUUGUUUAAAGGAGAAAGACAACUACUGUAAUCAGUCACUGGCAAUUGAAAAUAUUAUAAGUAUGCUUUCCUCUGCCAUUGCUAUUAGGGGCAUUUGUUUCAAUGAUUAGAUAUGCUGCAGUAUAUUUCUAAAGAUAACACCAUCAACACCUGAAAUCCAUCUCUGUCCCUACGACUACAAAGUGGAUUCGGUGUAAAAGUUAAUGACAGGGAGGUGAAACCAAAUGCUCUCUCAUACGAUUUUUUGUGAUGUUCUUUUAUGUCUGUGGUGCUCCUCAGUUGAACAGGAGGGAAAUAGGUGUUAAAAUGCUGUAGUGGACUGAAAUGAAUCUCUGUUUUCAAUUUGCCAAUUAGGUGCUUGCACUAGCAGUGCUGUGAUGUGAACUGUGUACUGUUAUUUAGAAAUAUUUCAAUUUUACAAUCUUAAAUCAACAUUUACAUUUUAUAUUUUUAUUCUUCAGAUUAUAUCCAAAUAAUUUACAUCUCUUAAAUAGUAUCUCCAUUCUCCAGAUGUUUCUUGUAGAGUUUAUGUUGCAUUUUGAUAAUUUAGCUUUACAUUUUCACACUGUGUGACAUUCCCGGGUUCGUCCUGUUAGAGGACAAUUCAGAUGCCGUAUUGAUAAAGCUAGAUGAAUAUGACUCAGGAAGUACCUGAGUGUUAAGCUGAGCAUGAGCUGAGCUGAAAUGUACCACAUUUUAGUAGAGGUCUCUACAUAGCCUUAUUCAACUGUCCGUUAUAGAACAGAAGUUUGCAUUGAAGAAUGGCUAUGAGGCAUGAAAUGCUUCAUAGGAUCUUCAUUUUAACCACAUUUUAAUAGCCUGUUCGACAGUAUGUGUAUUGUUAGAGACAGCUGAGAUAUUGUACGUUUAACAAGUCAAAAUACUUUCUACAUGAUAGUGAGAUUUAAUGAGGUGUCCACCUACCAAAAUAUCCACCAUGUGUGUAAAAUAUGUGUUUGUAUAAUAAAAGCAACCUCUGCUCCAUUUCAAAGCUCCUUUUAUUGAUUAGCAAUUAUCAGAACGCAUCCUGUUAAUUCUGAUCAUGUAAACCAAAUGUACGCUUUAAAAAAAUUAAGAAUGUACAGUUUAAAGUGAAUGUUUAGUUGACGUUAUACACCGACACAGUUUUGUGUUUCUAAAUAAAAAUGCUACAUGGAAAACAA